CAAAGCUUGAAAUCUUUAGAUAAAGAAAUCAAGUGAAUUAUAUGGUUGAAAUAUGUAUGAUCGAUCAUAUUUACAAAUAGUUUUAGAUGCGUUAGAUUUGCUAUUGUUCUUUCAAUUACAAAUGGAUUGAAAUCCCAAUUAUAGUAUGGUCUGCCCCUGCCGGGUUGUGGUCAUACAUUCCGCAGUAACUUUCAAGGCAGAGACGUCGUAUUUUCGUGUAAAUUUGAAAUUCUGUUUUCUUACUAUUACAUUCAAAUUCCAUUCCAAUUCGCCAAUUUGAAUUCCUGAAUUUUUGUUAGUUUCACAAUCCUCUAAGCCAAAUGAAAACCCCAAUGUAAGAAAUUAAAAAUCAGUUGUUUAGGUGUUAAGUCAAAGAUGGUGAAGCUUACAAUGAUUGCCCGUGUUACUGAUGGUCUUCCUCUUGCCGAGGGACUAGAUGAUGGUCGUGAUUUGAGAGAUGCUGAAUAUUACAAGCAGCAAGCCAAAUCUUUGUUUAAGAACUUAUCAACACGACAGAAUGAGCCUUCGAGGAUGUCUGUUGAAACCGGUGCUUAUGUCUUUCAUUAUAUAAUUGAAGGGCGUGUAUGCUAUUUGACAAUGUGUGACCGUGCUUACCCAAAAAAACUUGCUUUCCAGUACCUUGAAGACCUUAAGAAUGAAUUUGAGCGUGUUAAUGGGGCUCACGUUGAAACUGCUGCUAGGCCAUAUGCAUUUAUCAAGUUUGAUACAUUCAUACAGAAAAUGAAGAAGCUGUACCAGGACACCCGUACCCAGCGGAAUAUUGCAAAAUUAAAUGAUGAACUUUAUGAAGUACACCAAAUAAUGACUCGAAAUGUUCAGGAAGUUCUUGGUGUGGGUGAAAAGUUAGAUCAGGUUAGUGAAAUGUCAAGUCGAUUAACAUCAGAAUCUCGCAUUUACGCUGACAAGGCAAAGGAUUUGAAUAGACAGGCUUUGAUUCGGAAGUGGGCGCCUGUAGCUAUCGUGCUUGGAAUCGUUAUUCUCUUAUUCUGGGUGAAAUAAAAAAUUUGGUAAGCCAGUUGCCAAUUCUUGUCUGGAUUAUUGUGAGGCUCCUCUUCAAUGCAUCGGUUUGCUGCUUCCACUUUUGGCUUAAUUCUCCAGAACAUGGAAUCCAUUUUUCAACUUCCAAAUUCGGAUUGCAGUUCAUCUUGAUCACUGAAUUAGAACACACGUUUUGUACAACAGGGGAAAGGCGCUCCCUCUUCCACAGUGAGGAUUCCCUCCGCUUAACAGUUAGAUUAGAGUAAAAAUUACAUCUUUUGUAUGACAAGGAUUGACCAUUUAUAGAUAUGUGUCUUUCUUUUCUCCACAUUUGUGGUGGGGGGUUGGGGGAUGUGGAUUGAACUGCAUUACUUCUGUUCUAUAUUUUCUACAGUAUGGUAUUCCUUCUGUGUUCUUUUACUUGAAUAAUAUUAAAUAAAAAUAUAAUGUUGCACACA
Molecule: messenger RNA, 1457 nt
Organism: Cucumis melo (muskmelon)
Lineage: Eukaryota; Viridiplantae; Streptophyta; Magnoliopsida; Cucurbitales; Cucurbitaceae
Product: 25.3 kDa vesicle transport protein-like
Exons: 6
Coding region: 376-1020 (214 amino acids)
Biological process (GO): vesicle fusion with Golgi apparatus; endoplasmic reticulum to Golgi vesicle-mediated transport; retrograde vesicle-mediated transport, Golgi to endoplasmic reticulum
Cellular component (GO): endoplasmic reticulum-Golgi intermediate compartment; ER to Golgi transport vesicle membrane; Golgi membrane
Molecular function (GO): SNAP receptor activity
Source: RefSeq, a predicted model, not a curated record